Molecule: messenger RNA, 1664 nt
Organism: Pocillopora meandrina
Lineage: Eukaryota; Metazoa; Cnidaria; Anthozoa; Scleractinia; Pocilloporidae
Source: the annotation of a GenBank genome assembly
AUGGCGGCAUGUGCUCAAGAAGAAAACAUCACAGAUACACACGAGCAAAACGUGAAACACAUGCUUUCUCGCAUUGCAAGCACUAAUGCUGUUGUAAAAAGUCAGCAGAGAGGCGAACCAGAAUUAGCUGUGGAUGAGAAAAUUGCUAUUUUACACGAGCUUUACGAUAAAAAACCAGCUUCUUUUCUUAUGCGAUUUGGAAGAUAUCUUUCCGAAAAAGACCUAGGAAAUUUCGAACAUUUAAGGGGAGAAUAUGAGAUAGAUUUUCGUCUUAAAGAAGUAAAAAAUAUCCUUGAUGGUAAGAAGAAGAAAACAGGGAUACGUAACAGACGAUAUGAAUGUUUACAGCGAUUAAUGAAAGACACGGAUUUCUUCAGCGAAGAGCAGAUGAGAAAAAGGUCCCCUCUUCUUUACGAACAGUAUAUAGGUCAGUAUCUUACUGCAGAGGAAAAACUUGACCGGGACAGAGCUGAAAUUGGAGACGAUCUGUGCUUGUCACAAAUGAUCAUGAAUAGACAAGAGAAGGAAAUGAACGAUUGGUAUCUCAAUUAUCAGAGAGAUCAAGAGGCUUGUCUAGAAGAAGAAGAGGAAGAAUCAGAUAUGGAGAGUGACAGCUCAAUCGAUAAAGGUGAUUAUUUAAUUUAGUCACCUUCUCCAUUGUAAUAUACACCCAACAUUGAAGAGGUGUGGCAUAGGGCCUGUUUAAAUAUUUUUUCAAGUAAACCAACAUAAUUUUGAACCCUUCAGAUUCAAAAAUUAAUAAUAAAAGUGAUGACAACAAAAAUUUUGGGUAUCAGAAUCUGGCCUUCUUCAGGUGUGUGUGGAGGGGGGGAGGGGGGUGUUUAAAAGAAAUGGAAUGUUCCAUUCACCUGCAUACAGGGUUCACUUCAAUCAGGAGAUUUCCUUUGAUUCCACACCAAAAUCUUAGAUAUUAGAUCAUAGGAAGUGUAUGGGAAAUAACAUAGAGAACUGAUGUUUAGUUCUUAGGAAUAAAGGGUUUGGUUGAGGAAAUUGUUUGGAUAUAGUGUGAAAUUCUCACAGCACACCAACAAAAAUUUUAUUUAACUAUGUUGUGUAGCUCUCGGGGUGAGAGUUAUGCUGAAAAAAUGAUUGUCCAAUUGUGACUAAUGUUUUGACAACUUGAGUAAAAGUCUUCAUCAGGGCCCAGUUGUUCAAAGGCCAAUUAGUGCUAGCACAGGAUUAAAUUUUAAUGCAGGUUUCUACACUUUUUUUUUUCCAAAGCCUUUUAGAGAAAACUUUCCCUAUUCUUUUUAGAACAUCCAAUGAUCAAAUUGCAAGCAAAAAGAUUUCAACUGAAUUUUCUUUUGCUAACCAUGGGUUAUCUUAACCCAGAUUUGAACAACCCAGAUUAUAAUUGCUCGUAGACAAUCAGCUGUGUUAUGAUGGUCGUCAGUCUCUAGUCACUUCUGUAAACACCUUUAAUUCUUACAGUGGAACCUGGGAGUCCAAUCAAGGGAUGCCCUACUAAGGAAGAAAAACUUAUGCUCCAUGAAGAAUUUCUUAGUGCAAUGCAAGACAAAUUCAUGAGAGGUGAAGAAGAAGAGUUUGACUAUAGUUCAGUUGACGCAAAUGAUGAGUAUGAUGAUCUGACCAUACGAGGAAGAGAUGAAGAAGAACAGUACUUUGACAGUGAAGACAUGUAA